Scomber scombrus (Atlantic mackerel) is the source of this 1053-nucleotide messenger RNA. RefSeq names its product thymus, brain and testes associated (gene tbata). NCBI's taxonomy places the organism in Eukaryota, Metazoa, Chordata, Actinopteri, Scombriformes, Scombridae. The record is from RefSeq and is a predicted model, not a curated record. The transcript has 10 exons. The coding region runs from base 1 to 1053 and encodes 350 amino acids.
AUGUCUAAGAGUCCUAAGUCCAAGACCGCCACAAGUCCAUCACUGCAGCUCUUGGCCACUGCGGUCCUCUCUCUGGUGCUCAGCCCCUUGGUUUUCCUAGGUGGUAAUGACACGCUAACAGAUGACUGGAGGGGAACAAAACUUCAGGGAGACUGGGGAGCAUCACCCUGCAUAUGGCUUCCAGUUGCCAUGGUAGAAAACAAAGAAUUUAGACAAAAUCCACUGUCAUUCCAAGAUAUGUCUGUAGCACAGAGUCCAGACUGUCGUGGGGCGACAGGAGAGAGGAGCCACAGUCAAAUGAAUCAGGUGCCAUUCACUCCUGAAUUUACCAAAAUGUUGACAAAAAGCAGUCCACGCUUUGGUAGCUUGAGUCACCACUCGUUCUUCUCCAGGCACAACCCUCAUCCACACAGGGUGAGGCAUAUCCAAGGACUUAAUGGCAGGCCCGUUUGCAUGGUGAGAGAUGACUGGUUUGUCACCUCAUCAUUAUUUCCUCAUCCGCUUCUCAAGAGCCAUGUCCUCAGGAAAUCAACUGAUACAUCUUUUGCUUUUCCCCUGACUCAGUAUCGUUCUGGAGUCAGCAGUGACAAACACAAAUCAGCAUUAUUUUCUGAAGCCUGGAGAGAUGAACUUAAAGAACUUGCUGCAAAAGUCAGUUUGUCUUCUCAAGCACGAAAGGACAAAAAAGAGGUAGUUGAAGAAUUUGUCCGUCGAAAGACCCAAUAUUCAGCUCAAACUGGGAGACUCAUUCCUCCAUCCACCAAGUCUCACCAGCGCAGAUCCCAUUCCCAGCGUCUGGUGUAUCCUCAACCCUUACAUGAUCAAGAACUAAUGGUGUUGGAGCUGCUUUGUCAGAUCCUGCAGACAGAUUCCCUGUCUACAGUCCAGCAGUGGCUUCUGCUUUCAGGACAAAGAGAGAAAGACCUGGUGAUGGGGAUGAUCAAACAUGCUCUGGAUGGUGUGGACCUCUCAGGCCAUCAUCAGGAGAACUUCCAGCAGCUUCAGACUUUUCAUCCUAGUGCGUCUCCACCAACAUACGCUCCCACAGAGUGA